Ogataea philodendri is the source of this 1161-nucleotide messenger RNA. RefSeq lists its product as uncharacterized. The transcript has a single exon. The record is from RefSeq and is a predicted model, not a curated record. NCBI's taxonomy places the organism in Eukaryota, Fungi, Ascomycota, Pichiomycetes, Pichiales, Pichiaceae. The coding region runs from base 1 to 1161 and encodes 386 amino acids.
AUGGACUUUUACUACGAUCCCCAUGAAGGGGUGUACUACGAGGUGCGGUCGUUCAUAUUUGAGCGUGGAGACAACUCAACAGACUGCGUCUCGUGCACAGACUCGCUGCCAGCGUGUCCGCAGUGUGCGGAAACCGAACUGUGUCUUCAAACGUCCCGUACCUGCUCGGCAUGUCCCACGCGUUACUGUGCGAACAGCACGACAUCAUCGGCCUCAUCGAGCGCUUCCGCCACCACCAAAAGCUCGUCGCUCAGCUCCGCUAAAGUCGGAGGUAUUGCUGGUGGAGUGGCUGCGUUUGCGUUUCUGAUACUUGUUGGUUUGUUCUAUGUUCUUUACAAAAAAUGGUACAAGAAAAGAUACCCAUACGGCUUCUUUUACUACUUUGAAGACGACGAUGACGAACAAGACAAAGAACAGUUUAUUGGUGACCAGGUCAGACAACGGCGGAACUCGCAGUCGACGCUCACCACUGUGGCCAAUUCUGUGCUGACCAAGGCCUCGAACGUGAUCAAUGUGACAUACAUUCCGGGAGUGACGACAAGAAACGGCAGCUCCAGACUGACAAAUAGCCGGGCAGGCGGGUCCUCCAACGGCAGCAACAGAGCGAUGAGUGUUUACUCUAAAGAGACGUAUUUCAGCGAUUUGGAAGCCGCUUCCAUUCACGGAGGAAAUGUGAUCACUAGGGGAGGUAUUCCGAGAUUGGUGAACGUGGAGGAAGACGCGUAUGACUACGAGGCACCAAAGAACCGGUUUGUGUUGGAAGACACGAUUUUAGAAGGAGAGGAGAGCGAGGAGGACGAGCCCCAGUACGGCACCGGCACUGGCUCCAACACCGGGUCGAACUCGAAAACAGGCACCUCUGGCGGAACAAACCUGAAUCUGGGCCCGUUGGUGCUGCGGAACAACGAUGACGUGCUCGGAAGCAGCGACGAGUCCGAUUUGGGAGACUCUGACGAGGAAAACAUCGAGUACCUCACCACACAGCACAUGAGAGAACAGGCAGAUUCUACCAAAACGAAAGGGGAUACGGUGUCGCUGGACAUCCCGCUGGAUACGCUGGACCCCGCAGACAGCGGCGAGAUGCUUCUGGAGGUGGACUUGGAUGUCCAAGACCAGCAGCAAAACCCGUUUGAGUCUCCGCUCGAUUUACAGGAAAAGUAG